AUGCGCUUCAUCAUUUCAAUACCCCUGGCGCUCAUUCUUGCGGCAGCAGCUCAAGACAGUCUAGAUUACGAUGGAAUCUUGCGUUGCAGUACAGAAACUUCGACUCUUGCCAUCAAUAGCAGUUCCUUGAUGGAGAAGCGGCAAAAUCAGGCACUCCAACCAAUUAGCAUUGACUUGUACUUGCACUUCGUGGCACCAGACGACGGUGCUCCCAAAAAGCUCCUUAGAAAGGCGGCCAAGAGACAGCUCUAUGUGUUGAACAACGCUUUUCGUCCAUCUGGUAUUUCAUUCACAAUGCGACACGUUUUGUUUUGGAACGAUGCCUUCCACGCUACUAUACAAAAUCACCAAGAUCUCGCCUCCAUGAUUGCAAGAUACCACAGGGGUGAUGCCAACACUCUUAAUUUAUUUGUUCCCAAAUUCCCCAGCCAAAGUCUAGGAAUCGGCGCGUGCAUAUCCUUUGACAACCUCUUUAUAGACCAAACCGUCCCCUUGUCUUCCGAUGGCUGCUUCGUAAGCCCUACGACUUUUCCUGGCACCGCUACCGCUGGAUAUAACCAGGGGAAAACAGCUGUGCACGAGGCUGGUCACUGGCUGGGGCUGUUGCACACAUUUGAAGGGGGCUGUGAUGGGCAGGGCGACCAUAUUUUCGACACUCCCGCCCAAGCAAAGGCCACUUAUACUUGUGACGAGUGGCAAGACACUUGUCCAUUCUCACCAGGUCUCGAUCCCAUCCAUAAUUACAUGGGGUAUUCCUACGAGUAA
Messenger RNA from Metarhizium brunneum ARSEF 3297, 765 nucleotides. RefSeq lists its product as uncharacterized. The record is from RefSeq and is a predicted model, not a curated record. Lineage: Eukaryota; Fungi; Ascomycota; Sordariomycetes; Hypocreales; Clavicipitaceae. Gene Ontology annotation, molecular function: metallopeptidase activity.